Molecule: messenger RNA, 264 nt
Organism: Linderina pennispora
Lineage: Eukaryota; Fungi; Kickxellomycota; Kickxellomycetes; Kickxellales; Kickxellaceae
Exons: 1
Molecular function (GO): RNA binding
Source: RefSeq, a predicted model, not a curated record
GAUGAUGCAAUUCCGAAUGCGAUUGUGGUGAAGAACAUCAACUUUGCGAUCAAGCGCGAGACGCUGCUGCAGACCAUGUCUGAUCUGGGCCUGCCGCUGCCGUAUGCCUUCAACUACCACUUUGACGGCGGUGUGUUCCGCGGCCUGGCGUUUGGCAACUUUAGGACACCCGAGGAGGCGGCGCGCGUGAUCAUCGGGCUGAAUGGCAUCACGCUGCUGGGUCGCCCGCUCAAGGUCGAGUACAAGAAGGCGCUGCCGGGCACG